AUAGAUCGGCGAGAGAGACUGUCUCGAGACUGUACGGGAGUGUCUUCUUCACUUUCUUCUGACAAUGUCCUACAACGACCUAGUUGCCUCUUCUCUGCGGCCAAGAUGAAGCGCAUUCCGGGAGCAGGUAUCUGGAGACGACUGACAGUCCAUCGUGCGUCUCCCACAAGACAUGCCUCAUCGGCAGCCGCGCCCCAUCUCCUGGCCCUCCCCAAUGUGUCCAAAUAUGCACCAGCAUUUGGCCUGGCCGGGCUCUUUGGAGCAGGUCUCGGAGUAUACGGCCUGUUCUCCCAGCGCGAACCCGUCGCAACUCAAACUUCUGCACCAGUCACCGCAAUGAUCCGACAACGACACGACACCUCCCCAACUAACGUCGCUCAAGCAUGCGAGGAGUUUGCCCGCAUCGUCGGCAAAUCGAACGUCUCCACCGACCGCGCAGACCUCAUCAGCCACUCAGGCUCCGACUACCAAUCGUACGCGUGGACUGAAGAAACCGCCAAACCAGGCCAUGCCAUCGUCUACCCCAGCUCGACCGAAGACGUCGCGCAGAUUGUUCGAAUCUGUCACACCCGGCACAUUCCAAUCACCCCGUACUCCGGUGGUACGUCGAUCGAAGGGCAAUACAUCCCCAGCUUCGGGGGCGUGUGCAUCGACUUCUCCCGCAUGAGUGACAUCGUCUCCAUCAACGCCACCGAUAUGGACUGCGUGGUACAACCGGGCAUGCCGUGGAUGGAGCUGAACGAGGAGCUCGCGCGGUACAAUCUCUUCUUUCCCCCUGAUCCCGGCCCGGGCGCACAGAUUGGCGGCAUGGUGGGAACGGGAUGCUCCGGCACCAAUGCCGCCGCCUACGGUACGAUGAAAGACUGGGUGCUCUCGCUGACUGUGGUCCUCGCGGACGGCACUAUUGUGAAAACCAGGCAGCGGCCACGCAAGAGUUCGGCCGGCUACGAUCUCACGCGCACCUUCAUCGGCAGCGAGGGAACUCUCGGACUAGUGACGGAAGCCACGCUCAAACUCGCCGUGAAGCCGCAACACGAAGUCGUGGCGGUGUGUACAUUCCCCGACCUCCGCACAGCCGCUGCGACGGUGCAGGAGGUGGUGUCCAAGGGCAUCCAAGUAGCCGCCGUGGAGGUGCUAGACGAAGUGCAAAUGGCAAGCAUCAAUCGGGCGGGCAUGACGAAGCGAGCAUGGAGAGAAGAGCCCUCGCUGUUCUUCAAGUUCACCGGCAGCACCGACGCAGCGGUAGGCAGCGUGGCAGACACCGUAGGCGAGAUCUCCAAACGCCACGGCUCGACAUCCUACGUCUUCGCCUCGGGCGACGAGGAGCGCGACGAGCUGUGGUCCGCGCGGAAGAAUGCGCUGUGGAGCAUGCUAGCGAUGAAAGAGGCGCCGACGGACAAAGUGUGGGUGACGGACGUUGCGGUGCCCAUCAGUCGGCUCCCGGAGAUCAUCGAGAAGACGAAGGCGGAUUUGAAGCGCUCGGGUCUCCUGGGUUCGAUCCUAGGGCAUGUGGGGGAUGGGAACUUCCAUUCGCUGAUUCUGUUUCCGGAGGAGAAGCGUGCGGUUGCGGAAGGGGUGGUGAAGAGGAUGGUGGAGCUGGCGAUUGCGCUUGAAGGCACGGCAACGGGUGAGCAUGGCGUGGGUUUGGUGAAGAGAGACUACCUGGAGAAGGAGCUGGGCCCGGGUGCAGUCGAGACGAUGAGAAGGAUCAAGCUGGCGUUGGAUCCGUCAUGUAUUCUUAACUGUGACAAGGUUGUUCGUGUUACUGGGCCUAAGGCUUGAGCACAACCCAACCUCGGCGGUCGGCCCAUCUCGCGAUCGCGUCUAGACAAGAUCGUGGCGGCUGAUAUUCUAGCGGAGCCGGACUG
Neohortaea acidophila is the source of this 1868-nucleotide messenger RNA. RefSeq lists its product as uncharacterized. Bases 106 to 1782 code for a protein of 558 amino acids. Gene Ontology annotation, cellular component: mitochondrion. The record is from RefSeq and is a predicted model, not a curated record. Gene Ontology annotation, molecular function: D-lactate dehydrogenase (NAD+) activity; D-lactate dehydrogenase (cytochrome) activity; FAD binding. Gene Ontology annotation, biological process: lactate catabolic process. The transcript has 3 exons. NCBI's taxonomy places the organism in Eukaryota, Fungi, Ascomycota, Dothideomycetes, Mycosphaerellales, Teratosphaeriaceae.